AUGGCUGCGUCAAUCCGUGCUCCCUCCUCAAUGCUUCUCCGCAGCCUUCGCACGGCGUUGGCAUCCAGCCGCCAAUUGCGAGUAGCAGGGCCUCGUGGUGCAAUCGCUUCCCGUCAGACUACAAGAUCAAUUGCCAAUUACACGCACACACAUCAGGCAUCAGCUAUAUCCGUCCUGCCAACAUCUGUGGACACCUCUUCGGCCAACUUCAAGGAAAAUGCAGCUCAAAUGGAUGAGCUUUUGGCCAAAAUGGCUGACCUCCAUUCCACAAUUGCCAAGGGAGGGCCUCCAAAAGCAAAGGAAAAGCAUAUCGCUCGUGGAAAGCUGCUUCCCCGGGACCGCGUCACAUCCUUGAUUGACCCGGGGACCUCAUUCCUCGAGCUCUCUCCACUUGCGGGCCACCAGGUUUACCCUGGCGAAGAUGUGCCUUCCGGCGGUAUUAUCACCGGGAUUGGAACGGUCGAGGGAGUCUCCUGUAUGAUUGUAGCAAACGAUAGCACUGUCAAGGGCGGCACCUACUACCCGAUCACGGUCAAGAAGCACUUGCGCGCACAGGCAAUUGCCCAGGAGAACAAGCUACCUUGUAUCUACCUGGUUGACUCCGGCGGAGCCAACCUUCCCCAUCAAGCAGACGUGUUUCCAGACAGAGACCAUUUCGGACGGAUCUUCUUCAACCAGGCCAGAAUGAGCUCCAUGGGUAUCCCGCAGAUUUCGGUAGUCAUGGGACCAUGCACGGCAGGCGGAGCGUAUGUUCCCGCCAUGAGCGAUGAGUCCAUAAUUGUUGAGAACCAGGGGACCAUCUUCCUUGCUGGCCCACCAUUGGUUAAAGCCGCAACUGGAGAAGUUGUAUCUGCAGAAGAUCUUGGCGGAGGCCGCUUACACAGUUCCAUCUCUGGCGUCACCGAUUACCUCGCCGUUGAUGACGCCCACGCCCUCGUCCUUGCCCGCAGGUCAAUCUCCAAUCUCAACUGGCCGAAAAUCGCCCUUCCAUCGAACCCAGCAUCACAAUCAAACGCUCCCUCGACAAUAAAAGAACCCCUUUACGACCCAGCAGAGCUCUCCGGCAUCGUCGGCACCAAUCUUCGCCGCCAAAUCCCGGCCCAUGAGGUCAUUGCCCGCAUCGUCGACGGCAGCGAAUUUGCCGAAUUUAAACGCGACUACGGCACCACGCUCGUCACGGGCUUUGCGCGCAUCUACGGCACGCAGGUCGGCAUCGUUGCGAAUAAUGGCAUCCUGUUCUCCGAGUCGUCACUUAAGGGUGCUCAUUUCAUUGAACUCUGCGCUCAGCGCAAUAUCCCUCUGAUAUUCUUACAGAACAUCUCUGGUUUCAUGGUAGGCGCGGAUGCGGAAAAGGGCGGUAUUGCGAAGAAUGGAGCUAAGCUCGUCACGGCCGUGGCAUGUGCUGAUGUUCCUAAAUUUACUGUUGUGUUUGGCUCCAGCGCUGGCGCGGGUAAUUAUGGGAUGUGCGGCCGCGCCUACUCUCCCCGUUUCCUCUUCAUGUGGCCCAACGCCAAGAUCGGCGUGAUGGGUUCGGAACAGCUCUCCUCGGUCAUGGAGGCCGUGGGCCGCACGGCCGAUCCGAAGCUGAAGGAGCGCAUUGAUACGGAGUCGGAGUCGAUAUUUUCUUCCGCACGGUUAUGGGAUGAUGGCGUGAUUCCGCCAGCACAUACGAGAAAGGUGCUGGGUUUGAGUCUUGCGGCUGCGUUAGGAGGCCGGGCGGAGGAGGCCAAGACGAAGUUUGGAGUUUUCAGGAUGUAA
Histoplasma mississippiense is the source of this 1758-nucleotide messenger RNA. RefSeq names its product methylcrotonoyl-CoA carboxylase beta chain, mitochondrial precursor. Gene Ontology annotation, biological process: L-leucine catabolic process. Gene Ontology annotation, cellular component: methylcrotonoyl-CoA carboxylase complex; mitochondrion. Lineage: Eukaryota; Fungi; Ascomycota; Eurotiomycetes; Onygenales; Ajellomycetaceae. The transcript has 2 exons. The record is from RefSeq and is a predicted model, not a curated record. Gene Ontology annotation, molecular function: methylcrotonoyl-CoA carboxylase activity. The coding region runs from base 1 to 1758 and encodes 585 amino acids.